UUUAACAGAUGUAAACAAACAUCCUCGUGUCACUAACACGACAUUUUAAUCACUUUAUUCUUUAUUUAAUCUAAAGAGUUCUUCACUGGAGAUUAAACAAAAGGAGAACAAUGAGUGGAGAGGGAUCCAGUAGAGGCUCGUGGAGAGGGGGUGGUAGAGGAUGGAGAGGAGGAGUAGGAGGAGGUGCUGGAGGAGGAUGGAGAGGAGGAGGAGGAUGGAGAAGUAGACCAUGGAGAGGAGGAUCAGGAGGAGGGUGGAGAGGAGGAGGAGCAGGGAGCAACACCCUCAGCGCUCAGAGAGCUCUUUGUCAGACCACUCUCGAUGCUCUGUGUCCAUACAGAGGCUGGACACUCUACUUCAUAGAAGGUUUCAUAGAGAGCUCCCCUAGUGUGGUGAAGAUCAAAGUGUUUGAGAAAUACUUUACUUCUAAGAUUCACCUGUAUGACAAGGAUGAGAUUGAGCGUCAGGGCAGUGUUCUGGUCGAUUACGCCGACUUGAUUGGAGACAGGACUGUGAGUGAAGCAAUUCCUGAUCUGACCACAGAGCUGAAGGAACAACCAGAGCUGAUCCUCAACUGUUUGGGGGUGGCCAUCCACCAGGUGUUGGCUGUAGAUCUGGAGAAACAGGCGGCUGAGCUGCAAGGGGAAGAACUUCCUGUUGCUACACCAAUCAUCAACAUCCCUCAUAUUAGUGCAAGGCUGUAUAACUACGAACCACUGACUCCGCUGCGGAUGUUGCGAGCCAGUGUGUUUGGACGUCUGGUGUGCGUGAAGGGAACAGUGGUCAGAGUGAGCAACAUCAGACCUCUCUGCACCAGGAUGGCGUUCAGGUGUCAGAGCUGUAUGCAAACCAUGUCCCUGCCACUGCAGCACGGGAAAUACGCUACACCCACCAAGUGUAUCCAGCCGGACUGUCGCAGUCGUUCCUUCAUCCCCAGCCGCAGUUCUCCUCUUACACACACUGUAGACUGGCAGAUCAUCAAGGUGCAGGAGUUGAUGAGCGGAGAGCAAAGAGAGACCGGACGAAUCCCACGUACUGUCGAGUGUCACCUGACCUCCGACCUCUGUGACAGCUGCGUCCCUGGAGACGCCAUCACUGUGGCUGGGAUCGUUCGAGUUACCAACGAUGUUAGUUCCCGGGGGAAUAAGGAUCAGUGUAUGUUCCUCCUCUACCUCGAAGCCACUUCAGUCAGUCAUACUAAAGGUCGUCAGUCCACGUCGGGUCAGGGAUCCAGAGGGUCGCUCGAGGAUCAUUCUGCAGGGGAAGAAUUCACCCUGAAGGAGCUGUACGCCAUCCAGGAGAUCCAGUCACAGCCUCACCUGCUGAGACUCAUCGUGCACUCUUUGUGUCCUGUCAUCUACGGCCAUCUCCUGGUGAAAGCUGCCCUGUCCUUGACGUUGUUCGGCGGCAGACAGAAACGCACAGACAAGAACAGUGUUCCAGUUCGAGGAGACCCACACAUCCUGAUGGUGGGAGACCCUGGACUAGGAAAGAGUCAGAUGUUACAGGCAGUGUGUAAUGUGGCUCCCAGGGGAAUUUACGUUUGUGGCAACAGUACCAGCACCACAGGCUUAACUGUGAGUUUAUCACGAGAUUCAGGAACAGGGGAUUGGGCUUUGGAGGCUGGAGCCUUGGUGCUGGCUGACCAAGGUCUGUGCUGCAUUGACGAGUUUGAUAAGUUGGGCCACCAGCAGCAUGCUCUCUUGGAAGCCAUGGAGCAGCAGUCUGUCAGUCUGGCGAAGGCUGGAAUAGUUUCCUCUCUUCCGGCCAGAACGUCAGUUGUAGCUGCAGCGAACCCAGUGGGAGGACAUUACAACAGAGGCAAGACUGUCUCUGAAAAUCUGAAAUUGAGCUCAGCUAUCCUCUCUCGCUUCGACGUUGUCUUCCUCCUGCUGGACAUCCCAGACGAGUCACAUGACCGGCGCCUGUCGGAGCACGUCAUGGCAAAUAGAGCCGGAAAAGGCCGAACCAGCAGUGCCACAGUCACCAGGGCCGACAGCGGGCCGAACACCUCCAUCCUCCUGGAGCACUCAGACAUGCCCCUGUCCGAACGUCUGCAGGUCCCUGCAGGUGAAACUGUGGACCCCAUUCCAGUCUGCUUGUUAAGGAAGUACAUCAGCUAUGCUCGUCAGUACGUCCGUCCGGUGAUCUCUCCUGAAGCAGCAAAAAUAAUCCAGGAGUUCUACCUGUCACUGAGAGCUCAGGCUCACACAUCUGACACCACGCCCAUCACCACACGGCAGCUGGAGUCUUUAAUCAGAUUAACUGAGGCUAGAGCCAGGUUGGAACUCAGAGAGACUGCUUCCCAGAGUGAUGCCGAGGAUGUGGUGGAGAUCAUGAAACACAGUAUGGCUGAUACAUAUUCCGACGGUCUGGGCAAUCUGGACUUUGAGCGAUCUCAACUCGGGUCGGGCAUGAGUCAGCGCAGCGUGGCAAAGCGACUGAUCAAUGCUCUGCACGCUCUCGCACAGAGAACCGGUCAGAAGCAGUUCGACAUGCAGAUGCUUCGAAGUGUGGCCGACAAACUGAACAUCAAGGUGCUGGACUUUGAAGGUCUGGUGAGUUCCCUGAAUGAACAAGGGUUCCUGCUGAAGAAAGGAGCCAAACUGUACCAGCUGCAGACAGUCUGAUCCCAGACCAGUAUCAUAUAUGUUGAUUCUGAGAUUUCACAGAAAGCUUUAAAGUGAAUAUGUGAAUGACAGAUUUUACUUGAGGAUUUUGGUUGAACUGCAUCAAAUAUUACAGUCUCAUUUAUUCCAAUAGACAGGUACACAGAGCUGGUUCUUAUUUUUGUAAUAUUUCCAAUGUGAGGUCAUUUUUAUGAGGGAAAUUCAGGUGAUUAUUUAAUUGUUGAGAGUUUAUACAUGUUGUUUUCCACACAGGUGACUUUUUGUAUACAGUUGUAAUAUACUAUUUAUAUGUCGCUGUUAUUUUUAUAUAUGACUAUAUUGUAUGUUGUUGUGUAUACUUGUGGUUUUCAGUAGCUUUCUAAAGAUCAAUAUCUUUUGGAACAGGUACUUCCAGUCCAGUAACUUAACCUGCCGGUUGUUUCUCAUUCAGCACAAACACUUGACAACGGCAGAAUAUGUUUUUCACUUGACUUCUCAGCAGCAGUUAUUUAAAACAGGAAGCUACAGGCAAUGUGAAAAUUACUUCUACUCAAACCUACUCAAAAGUGCAGAUAAACUGUAUUUACAUAUAUUUAAAGUAUUCUCCAGACAUUUUGAUUCUGUCUCAAGAAUCCAGUAUUUCUGCUGAUCUAAAAAGAUGCACAUGUACAAAACUUGCUUCACAGUUUCUCUGACUCUUUAUUUUCUGAUUUCUUUCUGUAUA
Messenger RNA from Limanda limanda (common dab), 3333 nucleotides. RefSeq names its product minichromosome maintenance 8 homologous recombination repair factor (gene mcm8). The record is from RefSeq and is a predicted model, not a curated record. Bases 111 to 2630 code for a protein of 839 amino acids. NCBI's taxonomy places the organism in Eukaryota, Metazoa, Chordata, Actinopteri, Pleuronectiformes, Pleuronectidae. Gene Ontology annotation, molecular function: ATP hydrolysis activity; ATP binding; single-stranded DNA helicase activity. The transcript is spliced from 22 exons. Gene Ontology annotation, biological process: double-strand break repair via homologous recombination. Gene Ontology annotation, cellular component: nucleus; MCM complex.